GGCGAGAAAUCUCCCGGCCGCUCCACGAGCCGUUCGAGUAACAUCUCCAAGGCGAGCAGCCCCACGUCGCUGACUGUCCCACGCAGUGCCUCUCGCGCAUCUGUCAGCCCUUCCAACCAGGACAUCUGCAGAUGAAGUGGGUUUAUAUGCAGGAAAAGUCAUGCAGUCUCAGGCCAUUUUCCCAGCGAACGCUGUGAUGCAAAAACCAAAAGCUUCAAAAAAGAAGCAAAAGGAGAGUGUUGAGAUGGUAAAUGUUAGAAGCAGUUCUAAAACGACAUCGGAGUGUCGCAGUGACACCCGCAAGCAGUCUCCUGCAUUCAUCUCAGAAACCUCACUGUGUGCAAAUGGCAACGCUUUAGAAACAUCAAAGCGUUCUCGCCAAAAGAAGUCAGAGGAAAAGGACAAAAAGCCACAGGUACGCAAAUCCUCCGGGCAAAGCGCAUUGCCACAAAUUGCAAAAGGGGACAAACGGCAGAAAGCAGAUCGGCAGCGGGCGGCCGUCGGGGGUUUCUGCGACUCCUCAACGUCGUCCUCCUGCGAUCACGAGCCGAAGAGGUCGUCCAGAGAGACGCGGAGGAAACGGCCGAGCUCUCAGCGGGGCAGCGGAACGUCCUCGGAGCGUGGCACACAGACGAGCGUGGUCAUUCGGGAAACCCCCGUGCGGCCCGUCAUCAAACGUCCGGUGGCCGGGGCGUCGCCCGUCUCGGCAGGCACCCGCAGUGGGUCGAGCAGCCUGUUUCACGCAAGCAGAGCCAACUCGCAUCAACGCAUCACGCACGUGGAACCAAUCCAAGUGAAGCCGGCUGCCACCUUGCGUAAGCAGUCCUCAAUGCUGACGCUAGAGAGCUUGGACUCGGAGUCGUCAGAAUCUCACGGUGUCGAAGAUGACUGCGCGAACACGGCUUUAAAUGCUGCGGCAAAUAGGGCAACGUACCGAGACGCAAAGAUAGGGUGUGUUACUCAGCCACGCGGCAGUGAGGCUAAACAAUUACAGAUCACUCCAAAAAACAUCCGGCGUAGCAGCAACAGCAGUGAUGAUGAUGAUGACGACGAUAGCGAAGACGACAAUGGCAGUGAAUAUGAAGGGAAACGCAGCAGUGACGAUGAUGUUUAUGAAGAAACGCCUGCGAUGGGGGUGCAAAGGAGGAAGCAGAGAAAAGCUGUUGCUGCCAAGGUCUCCGAGCAUUACGACGUGUCGAGCGGCAACUCCUUGACAAGUGGUCACUCGUUUCAACCGAGCAUCAGGAGGAAGUCCUCCACUGCCAGCUCUGGAGAUCUGUGCAGGAUCUGCCACUGCGAGGGUGAGGAGGAGAACGUGCUCAUCACGCCGUGCCACUGCACGGGCUCGCUACGCUUCGUGCACCAGAGCUGCCUCCAGCAGUGGAUCAAGAGCUCGGACACUCGCUGCUGCGAGCUGUGCAAGUAUGACUUCAUCAUGGAGAGCAAACUCAAGCCCCUGCGCAAGUGGGAGAAACUGCAGAUGACCACGAGUGAACGGCGAAAAAUAAUCUGCUCCGUCACAUUCCACAUUAUCGCCAUCACCUGUGUGGUGUGGUCACUGUACGUGCUCAUCGAUCGGACAGCGGAGGAGAUACGGCACGGGCAGGAGAACGGCAUCUUGGAAUGGCCGUUCUGGACCAAGCUGAUUGUGGUGGCCAUUGGGUUCACGGGAGGCCUCGUCUUCAUGUACGUGCAGUGCAAAGUGUACGUGCAGCUCUGGCGCCGCCUCAAAGCCUACAACAGGGUCAUCUUUGUGCAGAACUGCCCCGACACGGCACGCAAGAAGAGCCCAGACGACCGCACCAUCGCUCUCUUUGAGCGUGCGGGAUCAGAGCUCAAGGAGCCCGCCACCGUCGUCUACCAAUCAGAGACGAGCUUGCAAGGCCCCAGGGCAGAGGGCCUUCCCAUGUGAGGCAUCCACCACAUAAGUUGCCUGAUGCGGUGGUGACUUUUGUUUUUUGUCGAAAAUGUGUUUCCACGUCGAGCUUGGAAGGAGAGCGAAGUUUAUUAAUAGAUGUGUGUUCGAUUUUUAAAUGAAUGUGAGCGACUCUUUUUAUGGGUUUUUUUUAUUUAACUAUCAAGAAGAAGCCACAACGGAAAACACAUCACAAUGUCAGCACAGUGGUCUAAUAGGUCACAAGAAGGCAAUUGUGUUAUUAAGGCUACAUGGAAGUAUAGAGAGCUCUAAAGUGAGACGUUUAUUUCGCUGUACAUUUAUAUAUGCUGAUCAGGAAAUGCAGUGUUUGGCAAACCAUUGUGACUGUUGUCCCAGGACUCGGCUAUUUUUGAGGCCAAACAAGACCUAAUAUGGAGGGUCGAAUUUACACGAAGAUUGUGAGGGGGUGUGGCAAAUGUAGUGGGAAGUGAUGAGGGGCCUGUGAAGUGCAUUCAUGGAUUUUGUCCUGUAUGGAAUGAAUUUAAGGCUCUUCAGAUCUACAGCCGACCACAUUGUGAGUAAUGGACAUCUACUGGCACCAAGCAAAAGCAAGACAAGGAGCAUAUAUAUUUCCUUAGAAGUUAUGUUAAAGGCAUGACUUUGAAAUGAACACACGCAUACAUUUGUUAUUUGGAAUUAUGUGAAUGAGUCAAAGCUUGUACAGUUAACUUGAUUCAAAGCAUUUAAUGCUUUAAACAUUGUUUCAAUGUCUAGUGGCUUUUCUUGGUUUUGUACUGCUUAUAACAGUGGUCAAUCUAUCAUCAAAGUGAUGAACUUUACAUGAUUUCACAAAGCUAAAGUAGUUUCAUUGCAAUUUCUUUAACAUACCACAAACAAUCAAAAAAGACCACUCACCUUACUUUUUUCCAUCUUUUCAAUUUAUGCACUUUUAUCGCAUCAAAACAUUACAUGAAAUUAUUUUCGGUGGCUAAAUGUGUACAUUUGCAUUUUUGUUUAAUAUUACUGCAGUGUUUUAUAUUGUUUUACAACAAGACAGAGGCUUGUUCGUAGUAAAGAUGUUGUUAGGUUGUCUGCCGAUCUAAAACAAUAACAGUUCAAUAAUCCUAGCACUAUAUAAGAUGUCAACCUUUGCAUACAGUAAUUAUGUAAAAUGUGUACAUUUGAAAAAAAAAUCUACCCAAAUAUUUUAUUUAUUGCUUAGAAAAAGGCGUAAUUUACGUUGCUGAAAAUAAUAAACAUCUUAGGUUUGAUAUGUCCAAUCAAAUGUAUGAAAUCUUGACUUAAAGCUUUCGUGACUGCAGGAAUUCAUAUUCUUUGGGUUUUUCGGUAAAGUCGCGUAGAUAUCGAAAGACCCAAAGAAUACAAAUGUAUGAAACCAAGUUAUGCAUACACCGAGGUAUUCAUUCAGUUGGGUUUAUUUUGACUGUACGUGUUACUUUUGAGGGAAUGAAUUUAAAAUAAAUUUCCAGUUUUA
Molecule: messenger RNA, 3371 nt
Organism: Lethenteron reissneri (Far Eastern brook lamprey)
Lineage: Eukaryota; Metazoa; Chordata; Hyperoartia; Petromyzontiformes; Petromyzontidae
Product: E3 ubiquitin-protein ligase MARCHF1-like
Molecular function (GO): zinc ion binding
Source: RefSeq, a predicted model, not a curated record